Molecule: messenger RNA, 1197 nt
Organism: Capronia epimyces CBS 606.96
Lineage: Eukaryota; Fungi; Ascomycota; Eurotiomycetes; Chaetothyriales; Herpotrichiellaceae
Exons: 2
Coding region: 1-1197 (398 amino acids)
Biological process (GO): mitochondrial magnesium ion transmembrane transport
Cellular component (GO): mitochondrial inner membrane
Molecular function (GO): magnesium ion transmembrane transporter activity
Source: RefSeq, a predicted model, not a curated record
AUGCCGGCCACCUUCAAAGCUAAUCUCCUUGCGACCUCUAUCCGUACGCCGCCCAUACUCGGGGCCCCGAAAAGCGUCGAUCCCGAUGCCAGAGUGGAAGCCGAAGACGUUGUGCAGCUUCUCUCGCAACCAGCAGCCAUCGAGGCGUCCACCGCCGCCCCGUCCACGGCCAACGAGAAGAUCAGCUGUACCUACUUCGCCAAAGCCGAUCCUCUAGUCUCAAAACAUGCAGAACUCACCAAGACGCAAAUGGCGAAACAAUUUGACCUGCGGUAUCGAGAUCUGCGCGAUAUUGACUUGCGGUCCGAGUCGGUGACGCGGAUCCUGGUCCGGCCCGCAACCAUUUUAGUGCAGUUCUUUGAUCUGUGCCUCCUCAUCCAGGCCGACGAAGCUCUGCUGGUUGACGGCGUGUCCAAAGACCCUGCCGGCACUGGCAAUAAAUCCGCCGGCGUGCUCGAGCAUGAUUUCAAGAAGAGAUUGGUCGGCAUCAACUCCAACGAUGCGGCCAUCGUGUCGGAUCUCCCCUACGAGCUGCGCGCGGUGGAAGCCGCGCUGGUCGCUGUGCUGUCGACGUUGCGGGAAGAGCUCGUCGAGGCGCGUAAGCAGGCCGAGCAUAGCGCCCGGCAGCUGCGCCUGGAGUCCGGUCUGGCCGCCGCCGGACUCGAUCUCUUGUUUGAGCGAUCGCGGCGGCUGGGCCAGAUUGAGCAAAAGGCUCGCCUGGUCCGCGAGACCAUCCGUGAAGUGCUCGACACCGACGAAGAUCUCGCCGCUAUGUACCUGACCGACACCGGCGUAGGGAAGCCGCAUGAUGUCAGCGACCACCAGGAAGCCGAGUACAUGCUGGAAGCGUACCACAAGGCGGCCGACGCACUGGUUGAAUCGGCCUCGGCGGCGAUCGGGGUCAUCCGCAAGAAGGAAAACACCUUCCGCUCCGCCCUGGCCGUCCAGCGGAACCAGAUCAUGUUCUUGGAGGCCAGGGUUGCAAUCCACACUUUGGGCUUGGCUGCCGGCACGCUGGUGGCCGGCCUGUUCGGCAUGAACUUGAUCAAUUACGCCGAAGAGGCUCCCUGGGGAUUUCCUGCCGUCACGGCCGCUUGUGUUGUUCUGAGCUCCUUGUUCUCAGCCUAUGGGGCGCGCAAGCUCCGCAGGAUCCAGAGCCUGCACGAGAUUCAAGGCUACAAAGAGUCUAGGCGGUAG